AUGGUCGAAGUUACGAACACUCCAAUCCAAACCUCUUCUCAGACUACGGUUACAAUACGACCUUCUUCCGACGACGCAAAUGUUCAAUCACUUCCCCUCACUCCGCCACCUCCAGUACUCCUUUCACACGAUACGUUACAAGUACCGCCUAGUCCGACAUCCAUCAACUCUAUUCCUCCCAACAUACCAGACCACUACAGAGUCUUUCCCCAUAGACAAAGUGCAGUAAUUGUCCUCUCGCGUCAUCCGUCUGUCAAUACCGUCGAUGACAUCCAACAACCCCUUCAAUCGCCCCUUCCCUAUGCAACUUCAAUAUCACAAGGCACCAACAUUACAAUUCAAAUGCUCCUUGCCGUUUUCGCAAUCGUCACCAUCAUAAUAUACAUAUGCGUCUGGCGAUUCCUGAAACCCAAACAGGCCUGGGUUCACAUAAUAUUUAUCUUUAUUUUCGUCAUUGAAAUAUGCAUCUGGGAACGAUGGCGAGCUGUUCAAAGAUACAUGCCUCGACACAGACGCAACCAUAGCGAAACCCGCGUCUCGCUCUGGGCACCAUGGAACGAUCCCGUGCUACAACAACGCAUUGGCGCAAGACAAUCCCGUGCAGGAGACGUCUUUGACCCAGAAUGCCCACCGGAUUAUAUACCACCGCCGGCUUACGGAAAUCUCAGAGAUUCGGUGUUGGUGGAUCCUGUAAGCGGACGGGUUGUCACGGAAAGCGAAUAUGCAGCUCGAGAAUCUGGAACGAUAUUCGAGACGAGCGAACGGGGUAGUAGUGUUUUGCCAGAAUACGACGAAUUGUCGUUGCGAUCUAGGCGAUCGAGCACCAUGACUUUGAGGGGUGGGGAAAGCUUGAGGGAAAGCGAAAGUGUUGGGCGCAAUGCAAGUAUUAGAAGCAUCAGAAGUAUUAGGAGCAUUAGGAGCAUUAGAAGGAAUAUGAGUCUUAGGAGUAUACCGAGAACGGCAAGCUUGGGGACUGUUGAAAGUGAUAACGGCGGCGAAAUGAAAGAUGUUGAUGUAGAGAACACUGUAAGCGGAGCGAAUGGAGUUAACACAAACAAUAAUACUGUGAGUAAUGAAGAUAGGAGUUUGGAGAUACAAUCUCCUAUGACCUUGGCACGUCCACCGCGAGUAGCACUAGCAGAUGACGAUGAUUCAUACGACUGUCCGAAUGAAUCACCACAGUCUGCGUCGUCUACCCGUCCGCUGAUGCGGUGGCAUUGA
Molecule: messenger RNA, 1221 nt
Organism: Paraglomus brasilianum
Lineage: Eukaryota; Fungi; Glomeromycota; Glomeromycetes; Paraglomerales; Paraglomeraceae
Source: the annotation of a GenBank genome assembly